Cyclocybe aegerita is the source of this 3807-nucleotide messenger RNA. NCBI's taxonomy places the organism in Eukaryota, Fungi, Basidiomycota, Agaricomycetes, Agaricales, Hemipholiotaceae. The record is from the annotation of a GenBank genome assembly.
AUGUCGAUUUCUGGCAAUGAGAAUGGGAACGGAACGCCUCGUUCAUCGCAUCUGUCGCCGAUUUCUGCUACAUUAUCACCAACAUGGCGCCCCCCGAAAUCACCACUACCCCCUCACCGGCUCGCCAAACUAGCCAACGCACUGGGAGUCUCAACACCUGUACCAGCCAGUCACAACUCCUCUUCGUUCCUAUCGCGCUCCUUCUCGGAGACGGCCAGUUCUAUCGAUCAUCUCAGGCGUUCUCCUACUCCUUCGACCGCCGCAUCCUCAAUGGGGUUCAGCUCCUACGCCCCGACGACUUCCAAAUUCCUGUUGCACGUUAUUCCUCCAAUGCACCUGCCCCAUGAUUCCAAUAAUCUCGAUGAUAUGACCUCGCCGCCCCCGCCAAACGCUCCAGGGUAUCACACGCAGUUCCGACGCGGUACCCUUGUGCCCGUGCAUUCCACGCUGCAAGGGCAAUUAGGGGCCAUUGCGAAGGAAUACGCGCUUCCCAGCUCGACUGGUCUCAUACUAUACUUGGUGAGAAAUACCGCGACAAGCCCUUCGCCCCAAUCCUCGGAAGGGUUGGACGAACCCGGCCCACGGUUGUCAGAGGAGAUCUGGAAGCACUUAUGGACUCGCGUUCUGAGAACUGAACAACGGGAUGAUUUGCUUCUGCCAUCCCUGAGUCCAAAUCCACACACCCCACGAACACCCCAGUUACUAGGCCUAGGACCUGCAUCUCGCUCGACGCCCUUCCUUCCUCAAGAAAUUCCCAAUUCACCUUUGCGACCGCUCAUCACCUCGCCAGUGCCCGAGCCUGUUCCGCCUGUUCCCCAUGCACCUCAACCAACGUAUCCGAUCGCAACUGCUCCCUCGACGCCGUCCUCUAACUCUGAUAUCAGGUCGAACAACAAGUCUGCACCCCCAUCAUCCGUCUCGCAGUCGGAACCUGGAACGCCUGAUACAUCAGUUGAAGAUGCUGGCGUCCGCGCGAACUCUCUCGAUCUACCCGGCCUCAAUUCGCCGUCACUGAUACCCAUUCUCGCGAAGGUAGAAUUCGAUAUCGACCGACGGAAGGCGGGGUGGUACGAACCUUGGAUUAGAAGUCGGAAGGCCAAUCAUGCCAAGCGCACGGGGAAUAGCCGGAAGAACAGCAACACCAGUCGGCAGGAUGGUGAGGAAGGCGAUGGAUCAAGAGAACGCGCGCCGCCAAUUGAGCUGAUAAUGGGCAGGAAGAAGAAGUUGGAUCCAUUCGGACUUGGUAUUGCUUCGGAUGAACUCAAGGCGGAGCAGGGAGAGAAGAACACAGGUUAUGCGAGACUUUCGGACUCACCUCAGGACUUGGAGGACUCUGAUAGCGACUCUGAGCACGGAGACCUUGUUGAGGACGCCACAGCGAAGGUGUCAUCAUUUACUGGAGGCAAGGACCCCUUGGAUGACGUAUUCGGAACCGACGCUGAUACCUGGGCAGACAUUCGUGCGGAGAACGGCGAUAAACGCAGGAAUUCUAACCCGAAUAUUGUCGACCUUCCACUUACUGGAGAGGAACUUAGUCGACUCCCCGACGACUUCGAGGAUGAUGAUAGUGUAUCAACAAAGGAGGAGGAGGAGGUGAGAGAGAUGCUGGACAAGAUGGGCAAGCCGCAGCUGGCCGUAUCGAUCCCUUCGCCGGAGAGAAAUAAAAAGGUUCCUCCUCCGCUGGUCUUGAAGCCUCACGACGCAGGUACGACGGUUGUCUCCACUCAGCCAAGUCCCAGCCCUGCGGGCGAAAGUGCCGGUCUUGCAUACUUGAGGGACUCUCCUGAUGAAGAUGACCCCAACCGAGACGACAUUCGUGAUGAGUUGGGCGAGUAUAGUCGCGUUCGUAGCCCUGCGGAGUCGGAGAAGCGUGGAGGAGCAGUGUUUGACGAUCUUGACCUUGGCUUGGAUUCUACAGAGGAUUUCGAUGAUAACGACCCUAAUGAUCAUCGAAGGAGUCAGUAUCUCCUCAGGGCACAGCUUGACGAGAUUGAAAGAACCAUGGCCCAGCUCUCUCCUCGCAUGCUGAAAACCGAUCUCGAAGAAGAGCAGAGCUUCAGCUUCCAUUUAGCGAAUUUAUCGACUUCGAGCUCGCCUACCAAAUUGACCCUCUCUCCAGGAAGUGCGCGUCGUGACUUUUUCCCGCCGUUAUCACCACCCCGUCUUCCUCAACAUCCUGACCCGCCCGAGACACCUACAGAAGCUACUGGCCAUUCUUGGCCUGCCGUACCAUUUUCCCAGAUCAAGGAGAAAGUGAACGCAGACGCGCCGCCUUCGCCCCCUCGUCUGGCUGUCAAUGGCAUCACGACAUCGGCGCCGAAGUCGUACAAGCCAACCUACAGACCGUCAACAGGACCUUCAGAGACCGAGAAGCGCAAGAAGGAGCUUGAGGACGAGACUACAUUGUACCCUCCAGUGGCACCUGCAAGGCGUAAUGAUGAUCCUCCGUCGGAGUCGCCUGUUAUUCCUCUAUCUCCUGAUCCAUUCGGUCGUUAUCCCUCCACGCCUGAACCGUAUGACCCGCGUUCGUCAGGCACGUCUUGGGAUACCAUGACCAUUGGACGUGGAAGCACCCAGACGCUGGAAAUAAUCGCUGAGGGUGACGCUAAGACCAGGGGACGUGUUCGCUCUGGGACGACGACGAGCCGCUUCUCUGCUGACUCUCUCAACGGCGAGGAGGUCAACGCGCUUGCCGCCAAGUCCUCGAAUAGGUCUACCUUGAUGUCUGUGAAAAGUAUCAGGAAGCUCUGGCGAAAGAGCAAUAAUAAAUCAAUAAGCUCCACCAUAUCAAUACCACCUCCUACACCUACUACUACCUCCUCGGGCAGAACCUCACCCGUGGCACCCCCCCAACGGCCAGAACGGCCGUCGCAGGAACAGCUGGACCUGCCUGAUAUGCCCGACAUCCCACCACCGAGCAACUUCGGGCGACUUUCACCCCAACCGAGUGGUGGAACACCACAGGUUCCUCGUGGAUCGCAAGAUCAACUGCACCCAGGGCGCAGACCCUCCCAGGAUUAUCCACCCCCACCACCCCCUUCUCGGCCUUCAUUAGAUCUAGCAGGUCCCUCAGCACCCCAAUUCCAGCAACUUGCUGUCCCAUCCUUCCCAGGUCGAAAUGCCAGCCCAACUGGUGGACCGAUAAUCACUCCCCAUAUGCAAGCUUCCAGAUCAGCCUCAAAUCUGGAUCGCCUUCAUUUCGAUCAGGAAUCUCCUUACCCAAUUCGUAGGUCUCCGCCAGCAAGGCAGUCUCCUCGUCCACCGUCCCCUCCGCCGUUGCCUGCGAUCCCAGAGCAGGAGAAGAACGUGGCUCGCAAGUCGAUAUUGAAAUGGAAAUCGUCUUCAAACAUCAAUAGUAACUCCAAUGGGGCAAUUGCGUCGAGCUCGACAGAGCCGCAGCCGCGUUCGAGUUUCGAGAGGCCAGGAGCCAAUGGCAAUUCUCGGGGCCGGAGGCCUAGUGUGAUCAACUUUGGGUCGACAAGGUCUUCUGUGACUUCGCCUGAGCUGCCGCCGAGUCCUCAGAUACCCACCCAGUUUAUCAACGCGAAGAAUGGCGCCGCUGGAGGCCUCGAACAGCGACCGUCACAACGGUCGAAGUUGACCGCUUCGUCAACGUCGACGGAUCUAUCAUACUCACCUCCACCACAAGGCACCCUAGGCACAAGGUCGACUUCUCCCCCACGAUCAAUGACCUCGUCCCGCGACUCCCAGGAGACACGACCCAGCUUUGAUGCUUCACAGUUCGAGUUCGUUUCACCAAAAGCGGGCACAUUGACCUACCCGUAUAAUUCACUUGACCAACAGUAG